AAUUUCAACGGAGAGAAGAAUCAGUUCAUAAACCCUUACCCUAGCAGCAUAGCACCACACUUUGAUCUUGUUGUCAUCACUCACUGCUACUCAUAUCAACAACCCUUCUUCUUUCUUCGACCCAUGGCUGCUCCCAACGGAUCUCACGUGGAUUGGGCUGAUCAAGUUCCGAUUGCUGCAGCUCCUCUCAACUCUGUCCCGUACACGGGCCCACCUCUAGAUCCUUCCCAGCAGACUGAAGUCGACUUGACUUUAAAGAAUCAGCCAGCCAUGGUUUAUCUGCCUCAACCAACCUCUGCGAAAGAACUAAACGACGUGUUAUCUGUCGCCAAAAAUGGAUUUGCGGCUUCUGGCAGUGCAGCAAGUGGAAUUGGACCACUUAUUGGCUCAUUUGACAUUUUCGAAUCUGAUGACGGUUUCCUGUUUCGCGUUGCUCUUCCAGGUGUUGUGAAGAAUGAACAGUUUAAAUGCGAUAUUCAGACGGAUGGAACAAUCACAAUCAACGGAGUAACCAACACCGGAGAGAAAAAGGUCAACGCCCACAACAUGGUGUUUGAGAUGCACACACAGAACCUGUGUCCACCUGGAGACUUCUCGGUUACCUUUGUGUUGCCUGCACAUGUUGACCCUUCAACCGUAGAGCACGUGUUGGAUAACGGUGUUCUCGAGGGUGUUGUUAAGAAGAAAGCGGCUUGAUGAUGCGGUCAUCAGUUGUAGGUUUAGAAGAACAUGUUUGUUGUCUUGAUGUACAUCGUUGUCGAAGGCUGUUGGCAUGUUUUGUUUGUUUAAGGAUUUGAGUUUUUGAGCAGCUGGACUUGAGUUUUUUUUUUGUUGUAAUGUCUGCCCUGUUUAUGGCAUUUUUGGCCUCCUUGAACAAUAGAAAGUGCAAGAAAGAAGUUUAGGAUUGGAACA
Messenger RNA from Helianthus annuus (common sunflower), 912 nucleotides. RefSeq names its product alpha-crystallin domain-containing protein 22.3. The transcript has 3 exons. The record is from RefSeq and is a predicted model, not a curated record. Lineage: Eukaryota; Viridiplantae; Streptophyta; Magnoliopsida; Asterales; Asteraceae. Gene Ontology annotation, cellular component: nucleus. Bases 124 to 696 code for a protein of 190 amino acids.